Molecule: messenger RNA, 1944 nt
Organism: Saprolegnia diclina VS20
Lineage: Eukaryota; Oomycota; Saprolegniomycetes; Saprolegniales; Saprolegniaceae
Exons: 15
Coding region: 1-1944 (647 amino acids)
Cellular component (GO): cytosol; nucleus
Molecular function (GO): calcium ion binding; protein serine/threonine phosphatase activity
Source: RefSeq, a predicted model, not a curated record
AUGGGCGCGCUCUGCACGAAGGAAGACCUGGCGGAUGGCAUCGUCGUGGAGCGUGCGACGAUAGCGCAGGCGCCCAAGAUCUCGGAGGACGACCUGCACCAUUGGCACAUCUGGAGCCAGCUCGACCUCCUUGACGAGACGAAGCAAGUCCAGCUUGCCGCCUUCAUGCACACGUGCUUGGACAUGAUCGGGUCCGCAGACGAUGCCACUGACCUCGAGAGCGUGGCCUCGUCCGACGCGAUUGCCGUCGAUGGCAUUCAACUGCAUGAUUUCAUUCAUUUGCAAUUCCCGUUGUCCAUCGACCAAGUCGCGAGCAUGAGCCAGGCCUUUGCGGAGGCUGCCGACGGCAUGCACAUCCCGCUGCCAACGGACACGCUUACGCGACUCAUGAGCGCAUGCGCACAGCAUUACGAAGUGUUGCCGAAUGUGGUCCAUCUCACGAUUCCGUCCGACACUACGCUCACAAUCGUCGGGGACGUGCACGGGCAACUCCACGACGUGCUCCACAUCUUCAAAGAGCAAGGUCCGCCGUCGCCGACCAACUGGUACCUCUUCAACGGCGACUUCGUGGACCGGGGUAACUGCAGCGUCGAAAUCUGCGCGCUGUUGUUUGCCUACCACAUGCUGUACCCGACCGCCGUGCACAUCAACCGCGGCAACCACGAGGACCCGCAGCUCAAUCGCCUCUACAGCUUCCAGCGCGAGGUGAUGACCAAGUACGACCGGAACAUGUAUGGUGCCUUUAACGCCUUUUUUGAACGACUCCCGCUCGCGCACGUCAUCAACGACGCCGUAUUUGUCGUGCACGGUGGGCUUCCGGCCGCCGACGUAACGCUAACCGAGAUGGACGCGAUUCCUCGGCGCGAAUUUCAACUCCAUUUUCCCAAGACACUGUCGUCGGAGCUUCUCCAGCACCUGAGCACGAUGCGGGAUAUGCUGUGGUCCGACCCGUCGUCGACAAAAGGCAGCUCCCCGAGCCGUCGCGGCGCCGGUGUCGUGUUUGGACCCGACGUAACUGCGCGCUUCUUACGCCAGAAUGGCCUCAAGCUCCUUGUGCGCGCCCACGAGCCGGCCCGAGAGGGCUUUGACUGGCCGUACGCCAAAGAACAGCGGACCAGCGGCACCGUGGGUAGCAUGGUCGUGCCAGCCGAAGACGACAAUGGAAACGAGAUGUCGAGUUCGACGCUUGUGACGAUCUUCUCAGGUUCCAACUACUGCUACUCCAACAACAAGGGUGCGUACAUGGUGCUGCAGUCGUCGCUCGCAUUUGAGCUCCAUACGUUCCAAGUCCCGACCACAUACCGCAUUAGCCCGUCGAUGCCGGGCUUUCGGUCGAUUGAGGACCACAACCGACACAAUCUGAUGCAGCUCAUUGGCAACCACAAGAAAGCCUUGUUGGCGGCGUUCGAAGCCAAAGAUUCCCGUCACCUUGGUGUCGUGAGCAUCGACGACUGGGUCGCCGUGCUCGGAGAUGUUUUGCAGCUCGAGCUCGACUGGUCGCGGCUUGCCCCCGUGCUCCUUCCGCCGCGCAGCGUGGUCAAGAACCAAGACAAGGUCGAGUACGCGGUGUUUCUCGAGUCGUACCAGACCACUUAUGCGCAACACGGCGAUGCCGGCGGGCAGCUGGACCUCGACACGUUCUACAUGUACCGAAAGGAGCUGCAAGUGAUCUUUUGCUUCUUCGACAAGGACAACUCGGGCUACAUCACGCUGGACGAGUUCCAGCAAGGCUGCGCGCUCCUCAAUGCGCAUGUCGCCGACGAAGACGCGCAGCUCCACAACAUCGCGACGCUCUUCCAAGAGCUUGAUCUGCAAGGUACGGGCAAGAUCAGUAUCAACGCGUUCCUCGAGGCCUUUCGCAUUACGAACGCCCGCGAGACGCGCAAGUCGCUGUCGUUCUCGCAGUCACGCGACCCGCAACCCGUGUUCCUCCCCGUCUUGUAG